Messenger RNA from Dibothriocephalus latus, 435 nucleotides. Lineage: Eukaryota; Metazoa; Platyhelminthes; Cestoda; Diphyllobothriidea; Diphyllobothriidae. The record is from the annotation of a GenBank genome assembly.
AUGGAAGUUUACGUCUUCAUAUUUGCACGCCUGCACGAAUUUGACAUUGAACGGGAGGUGCUACACUCAAUUGUCCUUCCGGCUUGCAAGAAGGUCCUUCUAAAAAACCAUUACGUUGCACUCAAUGUGAUCGAUGCAGCUGAAGAUGCGGCAGCCUGUGACUUACCCCCCGCCGACUACUUCGCCUGGAUGAGUUACCUAGCCAGCCAUGAUUGCCUAUGCAUUCCAAUCGUACAUCUGCCUGUUGAGGGUAACGAAAUUGACGGGUCAGCUCCACCGACUACUCUUCCGCGAAAACUCUACGAUUCCCUUAUGCGCCAACUGCAGUCCGUCAGGGAUCCCCUGCAGGCAGUUUACGCGCUUGAUUCUGCUACGGAGGCCUACCGUCUUGACAUGGUGCGUAGGUCUAUACUUGUGUGCCUCAUUGUUAGCUAG